AUGGAAGAGAAGUCCGAGGAGAAAUGCAUUGUCAUAGAAGACGGAGAGAUGCGGGGACUUAGCACAUUGCCGAUGACUCCCAUCAGGAAACUGCUCGUCUUUGGUGCUUUGCUAUCAGCCGUAUUUUGCGGCAGUUUAGAUGAAACAAUCGUCGCGUCGGUAGCAACGAAUAUGGCUUCAGAAUUCCACGCUGUCCAAGCAUUCAGUUGGAUAGCGAUCUCAUACAUGUUGUGCUUAAAUGCUACGGAACCUUUAUACGGAAAACUAUCGGACAUCUUUGGACGAAAGGCGAUGAUGAUUGUGGCCUUGGUGAUCUUCCUUGCGGGGACCAUCGGAUGCGGUGUAGCUACAAAUAUUGCAAUGUUGCUGGCUUUCCGAGCCAUAAGCGGCAUUGGCGGAAGUGGGAUGAUCGGCCUCUCUUUCAUCAUUGUAGCUGAAAUCAUACCAAUUUGUGAGCUCCUCAAAAAGACCUACACAUUUACAGCAUUCAUGACUUGUCCAGUGUGCUCGGACCUAUCCUCGGUGGAGUACCUGUCCUGGCGUUGGUGUUUCUAUAUUUGCAUCCCUCUCGGUGCUAUUUCUCUGGUGGCGGUGGUAUCUAUGCUUCCGGCCGAACCCUCUGGCACAGCAUUCCUGCAUAAAUUGAAGCGAGUAGACUUUGGUGGGGCCAUACUUUUGGUUGCCUCGAUGGUGUGCCUGCUCAUCCCCAUUAGUCUUGGCGGAGACCAAUAUGCAUGGGAUUCUCCUGUGUCUGUCACUUUGCUCGUAUUGGCGGGUGUCGGUCUCGUUGCCUUUGUGUUGGUUGAAAUACACGUGGCCGCGGAGCCCAUCAUUGCUAUGAGGUUGUUUCGGAAUCCAAACACGGUUGCGUCGUUGAUGACACUGUUCUUCCUUGGAAUGUCCUUUACCGGAUUCUUAUAUUACCUACCUGUCUGGUUCAUUGUAGUUGACAAUCGCGAGACGUCAACCGCCUCGUACCGACUGCUACCUAUUUUCCUGGGCAUCACCAUUUUUGGCAUUGUGAGCGGCUUUUUAUCUGAACACGUUGCUAAACGACUUCCCAGGUGGCUUCCCGCCUAUACAUUUUUCAUCCAUCUGGGCAAUCUAUUCUUUCUGGCCGGAACCAUCUCAUUGUCCUUCCUUCAUAAGGAUAUUUCGUCCGUAGCGGAGAUCAUGUUCCUCAUCGUGUUCGGAAUCGGGCUCGGUCUUGUGUUGCAAAUGGCCUUCUUUUCUUGCCAAGUGGCCAUUGAUCCUAAAGAUAUCGCGGUGGUCAAUGGAUUGGCUGUAUCUUUCCAAAACCUUGGAGGAAGCUUGGGAAUAGCAAUUAUGGGGAAUAUUCAGGCAUCGCGUCUGCGUAGCGCCUUUACGCAAAUGCCCGAAGGGAUCUUGGCUCCGUCGGCGUUCGAGGAUGUGCGUCACGAUCCGAGUCUCAUCUACACCGGUCGGUUUAACGAUACCCAACGAUCCUACCUCAUCGACGCAUACGAAGACAGUCUUCAAUUAGCAUUUAAGGUGGCUAUCGCCUUCACUGCAAUGUGCGUGUUGCCAGCGUUUUUUAUCAAGCGCGUCCCCAUCUCCAAGAGUGAAGAGGAAGAAGCUGGAGACACUAUCGAAGUCACCUCGCAAGCCGCUCUAAGUCCCAAGGCUGCAGUGUGA
Spizellomyces punctatus DAOM BR117 is the source of this 1656-nucleotide messenger RNA. RefSeq lists its product as uncharacterized. Gene Ontology annotation, molecular function: transmembrane transporter activity. The record is from RefSeq and is a predicted model, not a curated record. Gene Ontology annotation, biological process: transmembrane transport. Bases 1 to 1656 code for a protein of 551 amino acids. The transcript has 12 exons. NCBI's taxonomy places the organism in Eukaryota, Fungi, Chytridiomycota, Chytridiomycetes, Spizellomycetales, Spizellomycetaceae.